CAGAGCACAAAUGACUUUGCUCUACAUGCUGCUGCAGCGAUGGAGCAUUUCUGUGGUCUGGUGUUGUCCUCUGAGCAGCAACAAGUGAUGCAUUUGGUGGUCUCCUGAAAUCAAAUUGAAAAAAAGAGGACGCGGAUGCCGCACCAGUGCCACCAGCGCUGUGGGGAUGGAUACCGGCUAUUUCCUGGCGAGGACUUAUUUUUUCCUGCUGUUCCUCCAUGGAUUCACCUACUCCUUCUCCUCCUUUCCCGCCGUGGGAGUUUGCCCCAGCCGCUGUGACUGCCAGCAUCCCCAGCAUCUCAUGUGCGCCAACCGAGGUUUGCCCACUGUGCCACCUCACAGCAGCAAUCAGGAGGAGGUGCUGGUCUUCAGCCUCGGAGGGAACUUCAUUGCAAACAUCUCUGCCCUCGACCUUGCAAGAUACACCGCCUUAGUGAGGUUGGAUUUACAGUUCAAUCGAAUCCAAAACAUCCACCGUGAAGCGUUUGAGAGACUGUCCAGUUUGGAAGAGCUCUACUUGGGACAUAACCGCUUAUCUCACUUUGAAGCUGGGACUUUGAAACCGCUGAAGAAGCUUACAGUCCUCUAUGUCAACAACAACGACAUCCUACACGUAUAUCAGCAACUUUUUACCAGCUUGGACCAUCUUGUUAAACUGCGCCUCGAUGGAAAUCGAAUAGAAAGCUUGCAGGAUUCCGUUUUUAAGGACUUGACCAAUCUACGUUAUCUCCACCUGGAGUCAAAUAAUCUGCAGCACAUUCACAAAAAUGCCUUUUCUGAACUCGCCCACCUGCGCUUUCUCAACUUGUCUCACAAUAAGCUUUCCACCCUGCGUGGUGCCCUCACUUUUUCCCAUCUCCAAGCCCUGACAACUUUGCUCCUCUCUGGAAAUGCCAUUCGGCAUGUUGGGAAUAAAAUGUUCCAAAAUCUACAAAGACUCUCCAAACUCUCUCUCAGUAACAACAGCAUUACUCAUCUGGGCAGAAGGACUCUGCUUGGCCUAUCAAGCCUCAAAGAGCUCUUCGUGGACGGUAAUGAGCUGGAGGAGAUCCCAGCUGAACUUCUAGAUCCUCUGAAACUCAUCGAACAUUUGGACAUCAGUCGCAACCGCAUUUCUAAUGUUGACUCUUUGGCUUUCAUGCACCUCAAACACCUACAGGUGCUGAAGCUAAAUGACAACAUCCUAACCAGCCUUUCUGGGGAUGCUUUCAGACUAAACCCCUUCCUUCGUGAUGUGGAUCUCCGUGGCAACAACUGGACCUGUGAUUGUCGCAUGCAGGCACUGAAAAGUUGGAUGUCUGCUGUGCAUUCUGAAGGGAAAUUGUUGGAUGUGCUUGUGCAAUGCCAUCACCCAGCAUCUCUAAGGGGGACAUACCUGGACAAUGUGAACAGUUCCCAGCUGGAGGCCAUUGGUAAUCGGACUCAUUUGGGCAGGGGCCGAGGUGAACCUAAGGAGAGCCAGGGAGGGAAGCUGUGGAUCAAGAUAAUGCAGGAUGAGACCGGAAGGAAAAGAGAAGAACAAGUGCAAAGAGAUCAAGGAGGCAAAGAACCAGAGUUGUCUCCUUCUAUCGAACAUAAGGAGUCCCUCAGAUCCAAGUCACGGAAACGUGCCAAAAUGGGUCCAAAAUCUAAACCACAAUCACAGCAGGGCUUUCCCACACCAAGUCAUGCUGGCAACCAGAGGAGAACCCCCACUCCUUCAGUCCCAUCAAGAGAACGCUUUGAUCUUCUGAGGAUGUAUCACAAGUGGGGUCCUUCUGUCGUCACAGAUCCAUGUGUCUUCAACCACAUCGUCAUCACAAAUGUAACCGUAGACCAGAUAACGAGCAGCACCGUUGUAGUCUACUGGACAACCCGGGAGAAUCUAGGUCUAGAUGAAGUCCAGUAUCGGAUUUUGUUUGACAGAUUCGGAACACCAGACCGCUUCCCGCGUUAUGUUUACGCCCCUGCCUCAUCCCGCUCUGUGACCCUGCAGGAGCUCAGCCCGGAUGUCACCUACAUGGUAUGUGUGGAAGGCGUGGUCGCUGGUUCCGUGUGUCAAGUGGCACCCCGUGACCACUGCUCAGGUCUGGUCACGCUUCCCGAGAAGCACGCCUCCGCAACUUCUGACCUACAACUGUUGACGGUUCUUACUGUGGCCGGGAACGCCGUGCUGCUGCUGGUAAUCGGAGGAGUGUGGCUGGGGCGGAGCCUGAAGAAGAAGUUGCAGAGGAGGAAGUCGGCGGUUCACGUGCGCCACAUGUACUCCACCAGGAGACCAUUUCGGCCCAACGUGGCGAGCGCGUCCGUGUCCGCUGACUUUACCAGCUACCAAAGUAGCCGCCUUGCCCGUCUUAUACAACCAGAACUGGGAGAUCUCAUCGAGUUCCCUUGUGACCGCUUUCAGGAUACUGGUUCCUCUCGCAGAGACAAUGACUUACCCAGAUUCUCUGACUAGCUUCCUUCAUGGGAUUUCACGUUGAAGCAACCAUUUUUUGUUACAUUAUAUCUUCAGGAAUAAUAUAGACCUGAAACUUGGACAUACCUUAUGGAGUUGUAAUACAACUGUAGAAUUAUGCUGUAUUUCACAAGAGUGAGUACACACCUUUCAGUUCAUGAACCAGUCAGUAUAUUAUAUCUUGAGGAAUGGUGCUAUAGAAAUGAAACUUGGAUAUGAUUUAGAGUAGUCAGUGCACAGCUUGUAUAGAUUUUCUAUCCACUAACAAUGACUCCAGACAGAGUUACUGUCUAAAUAAUGUCAUGGUCACGGGGCUGACACCGGAGGGCUUUGGUUCAUUGAGGGAAUCACCUACUGUAAUAUUGUGAAGCACAGCACGAUCCCCUUCCUUGGCAAAAACCAAAACCAAAACCAAAAACCCCUCUAAGUUGCUUUGCAAUCAUGACUGCAUUGAUGAAUUCCAUGGCCAAGAGGAUUAAGGCAGUGAUCGAUAUGAUGGGUACCGAAUUCAGUACUUUUAUAGGUAUCGACCGAAGUAAGUUGGUACUACUGGUUACAGAUUCACGUAAAAAAAUCAACCCUUGCCAUAUUUCGAUAUCUAUGAGCAUGUGACAUCACGUCCGGUUCUAGCCUCUAGCACUUUGUGGGAAACCAGCAGUCAAGCACUCAGAGUGGACAUAGCGGACUGCCUCGAGGUAAUGUCACAAUGUUCCAUGCCAACAAAGCAAGAAGAAGGUGCUCAAAAGUAAAGUAUGGCUCAACUUUCAAAAUGAGCUAGCUCAAUGCUAAUUUUCAUUGGAUUUGCCACAGGUAUGCUACCAGUCAGCAUUUGCGAUUUUCCGUGGUGAUUUUAACACCUCCAAAUUUGUCAAUGAAAACUACAACUAAGAUGCAUGCUACAAUCACACAGCUGAUGUUUAAUAAGUACAAUACUUACAGUUUAAACACUUCGUAGGCCUCAACAAAAUACAAGACUGGCACAUAAUAGCAAAGAUUACUUCCUGGCUAAGGCAACACACUGUAGUUCAUACACUACUGCCAUCAAACAUCUGACAGUUGCAUACAAAGUCUAUAAUACUUACAAAUGAGACACAGAAGUGUACAAAAACAAUAUGACAACAGAACAGCAUAGCUUUGUGUUAAAUAAAUAACACAUGUUAAUAAUUUACAUUUAUUAACACGUUUGAAUACACUCAAAAGUACCGCAAAUUGGUACCUUUUGAAUACCAGUAUCAAUUCCCAUAUCGAUAUCCUGUAUCAUACAGUAGUUACUUUAUACAAGCUGUACACUGACUACUCUAAGUCAUAUCUCAGUUUAAUUCCUAUAGUACCAUCCCUUGAGAAGAUACAAUGGUUCCUUUGUGAGAUACAACAUACUACUUAACGUGUAUCUUGCGAUCUUUGAAGUAUUGUGUUUUUCUCCUGGCAAUAAAGCAACAAUAGAGCCAUUAGGGCCUUUUCAGAGCCCAAAGGAAGGCAAAAAACCAUUUACAUCCUCUUCCCUUGUCCUGUGCUUUUUUACAUUUCCUCCCACCUGCUCGUGUUAUCUUUUGUCAUGUUUGGUCUGCAAGUGUGCAUGAAUGACCGAUCACUGAUUUCAACUGUGGUGCUAGUUUUGAAUUUUUUACAGACAUCCUCUUGUCUUUUGGACAGUUUUGUGUGUUAUACUCUCUGUAAGAGCUCUUAAAUGUCGUUUUUAAGGCUUUUUUAACAAGAAAAAGUAUGUCGCUGGAGUGCAGUUUUAUGUCUUGGCUGGAAUCAAACCUGACCUUUUGAUCAUGAAAUGCACAUAAAGUCAUUGUUUCUCAGACAA
Molecule: messenger RNA, 4250 nt
Organism: Entelurus aequoreus (snake pipefish)
Lineage: Eukaryota; Metazoa; Chordata; Actinopteri; Syngnathiformes; Syngnathidae
Gene: tril
Product: TLR4 interactor with leucine-rich repeats
Exons: 1
Coding region: 167-2437 (756 amino acids)
Cellular component (GO): extracellular matrix
Molecular function (GO): protein binding
Source: RefSeq, a predicted model, not a curated record